AUGAGUCCAGGUACAACAACAACAAGAUCAAAUCAUCAAUAUAAGCCUGACUCGGCUAUUAAAAAGGCUGCCCUUUUCUUCGCGGGACUGUCACUGCUACUCACCAUGAGGGUUGGAUUGAAUGGUGCUGCCUUUUGCUUAAAAAGAUUCCAGCUGGACGAAAAACUAUUUGGCAUCUAUGUGAGCAGGAUAUAUUCUGCUAUGGAACUGUUCUGCCUCAUGUCAGUCACCAUUGGUACCAUCUAUGUGCAAACUUAUGAAAAAUACUUUGAAAAUAUUUCCAUUGGAGUGAGCAUAGCCUUCUCAUUCAUUAACAUCAUUUUACUGUUGGUGUUCAUUUCAGGAGGCAAGGAUGGCCGUUUAACCGGUUUUUACUGGACCUUAAUUGCUUCCGCUGUAAUUUACGGUCAGAAACAAGUGUUCAUUUUCCAGUUGGCAGGAGAAAGCCUUGUAUAUUAUCUAGCAGCUAUACCGCUUUCAGGGAUUAUGGUAUCAACGUUCCAAGUGUUAACCUUAAAACUAUUUGGAGAUCGCAGACGCUUUAAUACAGAUCUACUUGUCGUUGGAUUCCAAAUUUGCCUAUCGGUAGUCAUAACAUCAAUCGCAGCCAUAUUAUGGGCUCAGGUAUUUGUAAAAGGUGAAAAUAGUUUAGUAAAUCAAAAAAACAAUAGAGAAGCUAAGAAAAAACAAAAGGAUAUCGAAAAUGGAAGUGUAGCCUCAAACGGUCAAACAUACGGUAAUGCCCACAAUCAAGUUGGUAUUUUGAAAGACCUUCCCGUGAUAUCACCCAUGAUUAUGAGUAUUAUUGGCCUUGGAACCACCUUUGCCUUCUAUCCCAGCAUUGCGCCAGGCAAACUUGUUGACUUCAAGUACAUUAACAACAUCGAUGUUAUCAUAAUGAUACUAUCGUCGUUCCCAGCUGCACUUGUGGCAAUAGUCUCGGAAGUUACAGACUAUGGUGCGAAUAAAGAAUGGACUUCAACAAAUGGGUUUUGGCACGCCUUUUUGUUUUUCCCGUUUGUUCAAGUUGUUUGUGAAAUUUUGUUCAUAAAAGUUCUCCAUUUCCCCAAAAGUGAGACUGCAAAGAUGUUCAAAAAUCCCAGAGUAGCCGCAUUCUUCUCUGUGCUUUUCUUUUUGUGCCACGCCACCUCAGUCGGUGUAGGCAUGGCAGGUGUGUUCCCAAACUCGGGUCCAAAAACUACAACACUGAACCUGUUCUUGACCAUGUGCACCAUGAACAUACUAAACUUCCUCAGCGGAGGGUACAUGUUGGAGUAUAACAAGUACGACAGGGCACACUGGCCCACAAGGGCCAUGGGCAACUGCGCGGCGUUCAGAUUUUGGCUCAAAAAGGGCGCAAUCAACGGACUUGUGAACGUCAAAGCGGUGUUCACGAGGAACUUGAGACGCGACAUUCUGGCUGCCGUUGCCACCUAA
This is a messenger RNA of Theileria orientalis strain Shintoku, 1437 nucleotides long. RefSeq lists its product as hypothetical. The record is from RefSeq and is a predicted model, not a curated record. Bases 1 to 1437 code for a protein of 478 amino acids. The transcript has a single exon. NCBI's taxonomy places the organism in Eukaryota, Apicomplexa, Aconoidasida, Piroplasmida, Theileriidae.